AUGGACCCAGCUAUGCCGGCGACGAAGACGGCCGAACUCGACGACGAUAAACAGGUCAUGAAUGACCUAAUAUCGGACCUAGACGACCUCAUUUUAUCUAGCUCGUCGGAAGUAGACUGGGAUAAAUUUUGGGACGAUUAUGAGAGCCCAUUUGGCGAAGCACCUUCUUCCUCUCCUCCGUCUUCAUCGAAAGAUGUUGAUGGGUCAGAGAAAUAUAGGGUUUAUUUCAAAUCUUUUGUAUCUGAUGGUUUGAUUGAGAGUUGGAACGAAUCAUUGGUGGGUAUUGGCAUUGCGAUUUAUGAUUCGAAUGAUACAUUGAUUUUUGAGUUGGGAAAACCGAUGCCAUACUUUGAUAGAAGUCGUCUUGUGGCUGAUUGUUUAGCUCUUAUUGAAGCCAUGGAUGUUGCUAUUUCAAUGAAUCUUACAAGAGUUGUGUUUUACUUUGAUUGUUUUCCACUCUUUCAGUAUAUUCGGGGUAGAUGGAAACCAAAGCAGAGUAAAGUUGCAGCACUUAUCAAUAAGGUAUCAUUGCUUCGUAAAAAAUUUGAAUUCAUCGAAGAAUUGUUUGUUGCGCGAAAAGAUAUCAAAUACGCGUUUAAACUUGCUCGUGGGGCAGUAGAUUCUAGUAACAACAAACCUUCAGAUUCGAAGAAUGAUAAUUGUGUGAUCUGUUUCGACGAUAAACCAAACACACAGUUUUUCGAGACAAAGAGUUGUUCUCAUCGCUACUGUUUUUCAUGUAUGAAACAACAUGUGGAAGCGAAACUACUACAUGGGGUUUUACCCCAAUGUCCUGAUGAAAAUUGCAAUUCUAAAUUGAAAAUUGAGAGUUGUAAAGUAUUUUUGCCUGAUAAGUUGAUUGAGAUCAUGAGUCAACGAAUAAGAGAAGCUUCAAUUCCUGUGACUGAAAAAGUAUACUGUCCAUUCCCUAAGUGCUCGGCUUUGAUGACCAAGAAGGAGAUUCGGGAGAAUUCGAGAACUACGAUGCGAAUUUGUGGACAAAAUGUAGCAAGGAAAUGUGUUAAAUGUGAGGGUAUUUUCUGUAUCAGUUGUAAGGUUCCUUGGCAUGCAAAUAUAAGCUGUUAUGGGUAUAAAAGAAUCAAUCCCGUUGCUGAAGAUGUACAACUGAAGAUACUUGCGGGAUUUAAAAAUUGGCGACAAUGUACAAAGUGCAAUAAUAUGAUUGAACUUGUUGAUGGCUGCUACCACAUCACUUGCAGAUGUGGUUAUGAAUUUUGCUAUACUUGUGGUGCGGAGUGGAGAGACAAGAGACCAACAUGUGCUUGUCCACUGUGGACUUUGGAAAAUCUUGUACAUGGUGGAAUUUUGGAAUGA
Molecule: messenger RNA, 1335 nt
Organism: Impatiens glandulifera
Lineage: Eukaryota; Viridiplantae; Streptophyta; Magnoliopsida; Ericales; Balsaminaceae
Product: E3 ubiquitin-protein ligase RSL1-like
Exons: 3
Coding region: 1-1335 (444 amino acids)
Biological process (GO): ubiquitin-dependent protein catabolic process; protein polyubiquitination; positive regulation of proteasomal ubiquitin-dependent protein catabolic process
Cellular component (GO): cytoplasm; ubiquitin ligase complex
Molecular function (GO): nucleic acid binding; ubiquitin conjugating enzyme binding; zinc ion binding
Source: RefSeq, a predicted model, not a curated record